Messenger RNA from Petromyzon marinus (sea lamprey), 1309 nucleotides. It is a transcript of the gene SELENOF, whose product is annotated as selenoprotein F. NCBI's taxonomy places the organism in Eukaryota, Metazoa, Chordata, Hyperoartia, Petromyzontiformes, Petromyzontidae. Gene Ontology annotation, molecular function: oxidoreductase activity. The record is from RefSeq and is a predicted model, not a curated record. Gene Ontology annotation, cellular component: endoplasmic reticulum lumen.
GAGAGAGAGGGGGAGGGAGAGACGGAGAGAGAGGGGGAGGGAGAGCGGCAGACAUGGCGGCGGUGCGGCCUGGGCUCUUGCUGCUGCUGCUCAAGGCGAUAUCGGUGUAUGCCACAGAGUUAACGUCGGAAGCAUGCAGAGACCUGGGCUUCUCCAGUAACCUGCUAUGCAGCUCGUGCGACUUGCUGUCCCAGUUUGGGCUCGACCAACUGGACCCUGGCUGCAAGCGCUGCUGUCAGCUUGAGGUGGAAGAGUCUGCUCUGAAGCUUUAUCCUGGAGCAGUUCUUGAAGUGUGUGGAUGAAAACUGGGCCGGUUCCCACAAGUCCAGGCAUUUGUGCGGAGCAACAAGCCCAGCACGUUUAAAGGUCUAACGAUCAAGUACGUGCGCGGUUCGGACCCCGUGCUGAAGCUGCUGGACGAGAGUGGGAACGUGGCCGAAGAGUUGAGCAUCACCAAGUGGAACACGGACAGCGUGGAGGAGUUUUUGUCCGAAAAACUGGAGCGCUUGUAACACCGCUGUGCAUCGAACACAUCCAUCUACCCUUGUGUCUUAGCCCAACAUCACGCGUGACCUUUAUCCAUAACGUGAUUCACCGUGUCCCUUACAGUGACAUACUGCGACCGGGACCGACACUAAUAUGCCCUUAGCGUGACUGAGAACGCACGUUUGACCUUUGCCUGUAACCGAAACAUGACCUUCAUUCUCAAGCUUAACCAUAGCCAAGCUUUCUUUGUCUGUUAACCACCGGUUAUUGUCCCCACCCCCUUACAUUUCGUUAUUUAAGCCACAGCACGUUUUGGUAGUCAUUCGUGCAAUUUACAAUGUAGAUUUCACUUGGAUAACUGUUGAAUAAUUAUUUCGUGUUCCAAUUCCAUGCUCCAUGUUAAGCGUUUGAAAGCAGUUACUGUAUUCUUAGCUCUUUCGGUAAAGUCACGUAUUUGAGGAACGUAUUUUGUAGUUUAUGGUUUAAAAAAAUCUCAUUCCAUAACUUGUAUCUCAUUUUUUGUUGUUGAAAUAGAGGGGUAAAAUAGAUGUGUUUAUUGGGAGUUGUUUUUUUAUUGCAAAGUAUACCAAAAAGUGAAAAAUGAUGAUGGUACGUGGAUGGUGAUGUGGUUGGCAGGUUAAUGACAUCGCCGCCACUGGGAUGUCACUGCAUGGGUGGCCUUGUAUGAAGGCUGUGCAUUAAAACCUGCCAUGGUCUGGUGCAGCCUGAGAGUUGUGGUCACCCAAGCCUGACCCGGUAGUCACAUCGCUACGCCCCGGCUCUCUCACACACUUCUAUCAAAAAAAUAAAAUUUGCAAUUCAG